UGUGCGAGACUAUUAUCAUACCCAACUUCCUGUUCGAUUUUACAUACGAGAAAGUUCUGAAGUUAUUUCUCAGUUGAUCAUGGUUUUAUUAACGUGUUACAACAAGGGUUGUGGACAGAAAUUCGAUCCUGCGACCAACAGUGAUGAAGCUUGUGUCCACCACCCAGGGGUGCCAGUGUUCCAUGAUGCCCUCAAAGGCUGGUCUUGCUGCAGGAAAAGAAGUACAGACUUUACAGAGUUUCUCAACAUCCCAGGGUGUUCAAAAGGUCCACACAGUAAUGAAAAACCCCCUGAGCCAGAAAAGAACACAGAAGAAGAUCCAGCAUAUAAAGAGGAGGUCAUAGUUGUGCAACCUCCAAAAAUAGCUGCUCCUUUAGAACGUCCACCUGCUGAUGAGCUGAUGGUCAAUCUACCAGUCAUGGUGUCACCCAGUCUCAAGCAAGCUUUAGAGAAAAAAUUACAAGAAUUAUCACUGAAAUCAGAAAUAGUAGAAAAUGAUUCAGCAGAGACACAAGGAGUGCCAGUAGGAACAUGUUGCAAAAAUAAUGCCUGUAAAAAGAGAUAUGAAGAUGAGAGCAGCAACUCAGAUACAUGUGUUUAUCAUACUGGUGUCCCUAUAUUUCAUGAAGGGUUAAAAUAUUGGUCUUGCUGCAGAAGAAAAACAACAGAGUUUGACAACUUUUUAGAACAAGAAGGGUGUGCACGGGGAAGUCAUAAUUGGUUUAAAAAGGAGGAUUCUGCACAGAAGGUGGUGUGUCGGUAUGACUGGCAUCAGACACCAUCAGCUGUCUCAGUAGCAGUCUACUCCAAGGUUCCAGUCCCAGAAAAGUCAUUUGUACAAGCCAAUGCUGUCAAGCUGAAUAUUCAUAUAGAAUUUGAGGGAGGAGAGAAGAUUUAUGAUAAUGAUUUUAUAUUACACGGGGUUAUAGAUCCUCAAAAGAGUAAUGUUAAAAUGAUGGGAACAAAAGUAGAGAUAAACUUGAAGAAAGCUGAGCCUGGCAGUUGGGCCAAAUUAGAACUUCCUCCAGAACUUGUUCAAAGUAAUGAGCUAGAGGUGGUCACAGAUGAUAUGAAAGUGGUGCAGGAUGAAUAAACAAAUUAUGAGCACUGCUCCUGGAAAACUUGGAAGAAAUCUUUGAAAGGCUGUGUCCCCCAAUAAAAAAUCUUUUUAGCCAAAGCCCUUUAUCCUAAACAUUUUUGUAUGUUAUAUUAUCAUAAAUGUGUAAUUUAAAAUAUUCCUUGUUUGUAGAAAGAUGUGUGAGCAUAUAUAUAUUUUUUGUGAUGUGGUAGUCUUCUGUUUUCAAACCCUCGAAAAUACUUAUUCUCUUUUUUAUAACUAUUUUAAUUUUAGCUGUGCUUAGGAGUGUCAAGUCAAACAUCUGUGUCAUAAUUUUUCUACUUAAAAUAAAACUGCAGUGAAAUCGGGGGAGAAGAGAAGACUGGUGCUGUUAGUAAAAUGAAGUCUUAUAUAGAAACAAAGUAAAUGAUACAUUCUGCUUAUUUCGUAAGGUAGAUAUUUUGUCCUGAAACCCAUGAUUGCCCAUUUUCCUGCAAAGUAUUACCUAAGUCAUUGGCUCGUUUCAUGUUUACAUGGAGUGUCUAAAUCUAUGUGAAAUGUAGUAGUUAUCAGGAGGGUCAUUGCUGAUGAGUUGUCAGUGGACAAGCAUCGAAAAACCCUGAUGUUAUCGACAGUGUAGAAGCAGUACUCAAAAAUAUUCCAUGAAGAAAUGGUGGACCCUACUUCUUUGCAUGGCUUAAUUGAAGUGUAUGGUCACAGACAUUGAUUGUAUAUUUUUGUCAGAGCUAUUUCUAACUUUUAAUCCGGAAUUAUUUUUUGGGCUGAAAGUGAGUAACUUGUCUUUGAAAAGUGCAAUUUAAAAAAAUGUUAAGGACAAAAAACUACAGAAUGCCACCUUUGUAAAGUUUGAAAUCAAAUGUCAAGUUUUUGUUUAAACAUUUCAAAUAAGCUAUUGCAUCGUUAUUAUUUAUGACAAGUGGAACAAAUAAAAAUCUCAUAGUGUUUUAA
Lingula anatina is the source of this 2026-nucleotide messenger RNA. Its product is annotated as cysteine and histidine-rich domain-containing protein 1. The record is from RefSeq and is a predicted model, not a curated record. NCBI's taxonomy places the organism in Eukaryota, Metazoa, Brachiopoda, Lingulata, Lingulida, Lingulidae.